AUGGCUACUGUCCCAGAAAGGCAUUUAAUUCCUUCAGAAAUUUUAGAUGACCUAAGUAGUCGUUUUAUUGUAAAUGUACCUGAGGAGGAAAGGAAAGAACCCAUUCGGUUGUGUUUUCAGGUUGAGUUAGCCUACUGGUUUUAUUUAGAUUUCUUUUGCACUGAAGAUCCAAAUUUGAAAACCUGUGGUAUGAAAGAAUUUACAGCACAGAUUUUUGAACACAUUCCUUUUUUAACUCCCCUCCUUAAAAAUUUAGAUAAAGUUAUUGACGACUGGCGAAUGUACAAAUCAUCUGUUCCUACUUAUGGUGCUAUAGUGUUGAAUGAAGAUCUGACUAAAGUUUUAUUAGUUCAGAGUUAUUUUACAAAAUCUUCUUGGGGUUUUCCCAAAGGAAAGGUUAAUGAGUUAGAAACUCCUUAUAAUUGCGCAGUUAGAGAAGUUUUUGAAGAAACAGGGUUAGAUAUAAGUAAAAUGAUAGAUAUUAAUGAUUACAUUGAAGCAAAUGUAAAUGAACAAACAGUAAGACUGUACAUGGUAUCUGGAGUAAAUGAAACUGAGAAAUGUCAACCUAGGACUAGAAAUGAAAUUAAAAGUGUUGAAUGGUUUACAAUUCGUGAUUUACCAUCGAGUAAAAAGGAUAUGACAUGUAAAGUUAAGAUAGGAGUUGGACCAAAUUCUUUUUUUAUGGUUCUUCCAUUUAUUAAACGAAUACGAAGUUGGAUUCAAGAAAAAAAACAAGAUACUAAAGUCAACAAAAAUGGGAGGCGACAAUAUAAUAAAUCAGCGACUAAAACUUCCACAACUUUAACUUCAUCACCUUCUAUGUCAUAUUCUGACAAAUAUAAGCAAUUAAACCAAACCUUUGAUGCUUUAGAGUACACUGUUGUUAAACUUAAACAGCAAUGUAGAUUGGCAUUUAAGUAA
Messenger RNA from Pediculus humanus corporis (human body louse), 924 nucleotides. RefSeq names its product mRNA decapping enzyme, putative. The transcript has 5 exons. Bases 1 to 924 code for a protein of 307 amino acids. Gene Ontology annotation, cellular component: cytoplasm; P-body. NCBI's taxonomy places the organism in Eukaryota, Metazoa, Arthropoda, Insecta, Psocodea, Pediculidae. The record is from RefSeq and is a predicted model, not a curated record. Gene Ontology annotation, molecular function: 5'-(N(7)-methylguanosine 5'-triphospho)-[mRNA] hydrolase activity; manganese ion binding; RNA binding. Gene Ontology annotation, biological process: deadenylation-dependent decapping of nuclear-transcribed mRNA; nuclear-transcribed mRNA catabolic process, nonsense-mediated decay.